Messenger RNA from Pectinophora gossypiella (pink bollworm), 1710 nucleotides. RefSeq names its product RNA-binding protein squid (gene sqd). The transcript is spliced from 8 exons. The record is from RefSeq and is a predicted model, not a curated record. Gene Ontology annotation, cellular component: nucleoplasm. The coding region runs from base 102 to 1076 and encodes 324 amino acids. NCBI's taxonomy places the organism in Eukaryota, Metazoa, Arthropoda, Insecta, Lepidoptera, Gelechiidae. Gene Ontology annotation, molecular function: RNA binding. Gene Ontology annotation, biological process: regulation of gene expression.
CUUCCUUUCUUUCUUCUUCAUUUGGCAUUCGCUGUUGAAGGUCGCGUUUGGACCUUAGUUUUAGUUUAUUUUUAAUUUUAGCUCUAAAUAAAACUAUAGUCAUGGCAAAUAACGACAAUUUUGCACAAGAUAUUACUGAACAAGUGAAUGGGAAUGGAGAAAACGGUGGAGGAGAUGCACAGGAAAAUAACAGUGCUGAAGCCCCUGGACGCGAUGACGACAGAAAACUGUUUGUGGGAGGUCUCAGCUGGGAGACAACAGACAAGGAAUUACGUGAACACUUUGGCGCGUAUGGCGAAAUUGAGAGCAUCAAUGUAAAAACCGACCCCAAUACCGGGCGCUCGCGUGGGUUCGCCUUCAUCGUCUUCAAGUCACCAGAGUCUAUCGACAAAGUGAUGGCAGCUGGCGAACAUACUAUCAAUGGCAAGAAAGUUGACCCCAAGAAGGCGAAAGCACGACAUGGCAAGAUCUUCGUCGGUGGCCUCAGUAGCGAAAUCUCAGAUGAUGAAAUUAAGAACUUCUUCAGUAACUUUGGCACAAUAAUUGAGGUUGAGAUGCCAUUUGACAAAACAAAGAAUCAAAGAAAAGGAUUUUGUUUCAUCACAUUUGAGUCCGAGCAGGUAGUCAAUGAGCUGCUGAAGACACCUAAGCAGACAAUUGGUGGUAAAGAGGUGGACGUGAAGCGUGCCACUCCUAAACCCGACGGCCCUGGAGGCAUGGGCGGGCGCGGGGGUCGCGGUGGACGAGGCGCGCGAGGCGGACGCGGCGGCCGAGGUGGCUACGGAGGUCAGGGCGCCUGGGGCAACCAAGGCUACGGGGGCUACGGCUACGGACAGGGAGGCUACGGCGGCGGGUACGACGGCUACGGCUAUGGCAGCUACGGUUACGACGGAUACGGCGGUUACGGCGGAUACGAUUACUCCGGAUACCCCAAUUACGACUACGGCGGGUACGGAGGGUACGAGGGCGGCUACGGCGCGCGCUCGGCUCCACGCGGGAAAGCAGGCUACCAGGGCGGCAAGCAGCGCGGUGGCGGCGGCGGCGGCCGCGCCAACCAGAGGCACCAGCCCUACUGAACGUACCUGCCACACCCAUCUCAGUCCAAUAGUAAGGUUAAGUCAUCGGUCAUGAGUGCCUCCCGCGCCCCGCCGAGCCGCCGCGCAGGGGGCACGUCAUUCCAUUCCACAUAAUUAAUUUAAGAAGUAAUCUUUUUAAGAAGAUUUUUUAAGGAUAAAUACUGUCUAUGUUGCAUGUCCGCAUCUGGGCGGUCGAUGCAUAAAAUUUAUUAUAAUAUAGUAUGGAUUAUAGAUUCACUGAGUAUUAUUGCUGAUUAGAAUCAAUUUUGACAUUGUCUUACCUUUUGAACUGAUGUAGAGUAACUUUGAUCAGAGCUUACAGUCCGGCAAGCGCGCCGGCGAGCCAGUUACAUGCAGUAUGUGUAGUGUGUGAAUGUGUGUGUGAGCCGCCGAGUGCGAGUAGACCCUCCACUGACAGUUGAAUGUUCGGAUCUCAUACAAAAAUGUUGUAGUUUUGUAUUUUUAACUGGUAAAUGAACAAGGAAUCAGAAUCAUGUAUUUUAUACAAACUUAGAUGUUUCUUCCAUUGAGUAGGAAUGAAAUUAAAUUCUUAGAUGUUAAGUAAUCGGACAUGAACAAACUUCUGCAGAUAUACAAGUUGUGUAUGUCGAAAUAAAGAAAUGUGUAAAUAAAA